AUGUCUCCACCAUUAGUAUUAUUCUCAAUUGGAAACCCGGGUCCUCAAAAUAGACACUCAGCAGGUCAUAUGAUGCUUAAGCUACUAAUAGAAAAUACAUCAAAUGUUAAACAAUUAAUAUCAAAACUGACUUAUUCAAUAACUAACAAUUCUGAUAAAUCAAUAUAUUUUAUAAAAUCAAAUACAUAUAUGAAUGAAAGUUCAAAAGCAAUGGAGAAAUUUUUGGCGGUGGAAAAUAUACCUCAAGGUUCAUUAAUACUAAUAUUAUAUGAUGAUUUUGAAACUAAUUUACCGAAUAUAAAAUUAUCAAAUUUAAAAAAAAAUGAAAGUCAUAAUGGUAUAAAAAGUUUACAAAAAUUUACAAAUGAUAAUACUAGUAGGUAUAAUUGGCUAAAAUUGGGUAUAUCCAUUGGUCCCAAACCUGUUAAUGCUAGUAAAGAAAUUAUGAGUUCUUGGGUAUUAAGUCCUUUUACAUUAGAACAAAAACAAUUAUUUAUGAAUAAAUCUCUCGAUUUAUGUUUAUUUUAUUUAACUGAAAUAAUUGAAAAAUUUAAUGAAAGUGAAGAUGGACAAUUAGGAGAUAUUGGGAAAUUAGAUGUAAGGAUACGAAAGAUGUAUAAACAAUUUAAUCCUGACGAUUGA
Lodderomyces pseudojiufengensis is the source of this 642-nucleotide messenger RNA. RefSeq lists its product as uncharacterized. The record is from RefSeq and is a predicted model, not a curated record. The transcript has a single exon. Gene Ontology annotation, molecular function: peptidyl-tRNA hydrolase activity. The coding region runs from base 1 to 642 and encodes 213 amino acids. Lineage: Eukaryota; Fungi; Ascomycota; Pichiomycetes; Serinales; Debaryomycetaceae.